AUCAAACCUCCCCUCUAACCUGUGGCAUUACCAUCAUUCUUGAUCCAGGACAGUGAAACAGCAAGUGGUUGGUGUUCAGUGAGUAAGUUGGAUCUUUUGGAAGAUUCAUCAUCACAAGUAAACCAUCAUAUGCGAAGAGAUUAUUAUGAGGAAACCAUUAGAGCCCUUGGACCCUGUGAGGAAUCGGGGGGCUGAUUUUUCCUGUCAGGUUUAAGUAGAGUGGCCGUGUAACCAUGCCUGGCGCUCCAUAGUUUCGAGACCACCGGACCUCUGAGCUGCCCAUCAACCAUGGAUCCCACGUUCCGUGGCUUAAAUUCCACUCUUCCGGAGUGGAGCAGCAGGCGUCACCGAGCGCACCGUGUGAGGAGGAAACUUCGUCUGUCACGGGUCCUUGGUCUCAUCCUGAGCAUUUCAGCCCUCUCGAUGUUCCUGUCCUGGAGUGCCUUUACAACUUUGGGGCCAUUUUCGGAAUGGACACCACCCACCAACCACGAAGGACUUGCAGGGCAAAUGCCACAUAGAACUGUCCUCUCUUCCGAGGUCGAGGGCAAUGCAUCUGCACGUUUGCCCAUUGCCAUGGCAUCCUCUGGUGAGCACCACAAGGGGGAAUAUCCAGAGGACCUGUUCUCGCUCGAGGAGAGGAGACAAGGUGCCGUCGUGCUCCAUAUGUUCGGUAUGAUGUACAUGUUCAUCGCCCUUGCCAUCGUGUGCGACGAGUUCUUCGUUCCUGCGCUCACCGUCAUCACGGAAAAGCUCCAGAUUUCGGACGACGUGGCAGGGGCCACCUUUAUGGCCGCCGGAGGAUCCGCCCCUGAGCUCUUCACAUCUGUGAUCGGCGUUUUCAUCUCGCACAGCAACGUGGGAAUUGGUACCAUCGUGGGUUCUGCGGUGUUCAACAUUUUGUUCGUGAUCGGUAUGUGUGCUCUCUUCUCGCGGGAGAUUCUGAACCUCACCUGGUGGCCUCUAUUUAGAGAUGUCUCCUUUUAUAUUGUUGGACUUAUCAUGUUAAUCGUCUUCUUUCUGGAUAACUACAUUACCUAUUCAGAGAGCUUGGGACUGCUGCUCUGUUAUGCUAGCUAUGUUACAUUUAUGAAGUACAACGUAACUGUAGAGACUUGGAUCAAAAGCAAACUAAGCAGGAAUCAAGUGGAUGACAUCGAAGCUUCUCCUAAGGUUACGAGUGGAGGAGAUGAUGAAAAUAAACUUUCUGCUAAGCCCCGUCUCCAGCGAGGAGGAAGCUCCGCCUCCUUACACAACACACUAAUGAGAAACAGCAUUUUCCAGCUAAUGAUUCACACACUUGACCCACUCAGUGAGGGGAGAUUUAAGGAGAAGGCGUCCAUUCUACACAAGAUUGCAAGAAAAAAGGGUCAGGAUGAGGCAAAUGGUGUAGCAGAUAAAAACCUUCCCAACAGCAGCUGUGUGGAGGUAGAGGUCACUCCACCUAUGAAUGGCAAUGCUGUCGGUCCUAAGGAGGAAGAGGAGGAACAUGAAGAUCAGCCUUUGAGCUUGGCAUGGCCUGACACGCCACGGAAGCGAGCAACGUACCUCGUCAUUUUCCCCAUCGUCUUUCCGUUGUGGUUGACUCUGCCAGAUGUCCGUCGAGAAACUUCAAAGAAGUUUUUUCCCAUGACAUUUUUGGGAUCCAUCACCUGGAUUGCCAUUUUCUCCUAUCUGAUGGUGUGGUGGGCUCAUCAGGUUGGUGAGACUAUGGGAAUCACAGAGGAAAUAAUGGGUUUGACCAUUCUAGCGGCUGGUACCUCCAUUCCAGAUCUCAUCACCAGCGUUAUUGUCGCACGGAAAGGUCUCGGAGACAUGGCCGUGUCCAGCUCAGUCGGCUCCAACAUAUUCGACAUCACUGUGGGCCUGCCGUUUCCAUGGUUGAUGUUUUCUUUGUUUAACGAUCUGAGUCCAGUGGCGGUGAGCAGUAAUGGUCUGUUCUGCGCCAUCGUUCUGCUCUUCCUCAUGCUUCUCUUCGUCAUCAUCUCCAUCGGCGUGUGCAAGUGGAAGAUGAGCAAGCUUCUGGGGUCCCUCAUGUUCUUGCUAUACUUCGUCUUCCUGGUGGUCAGUGUAAUGCUGGAGGACAAGAUCAUCAUCUGCCCAGUCUCCAUCUGAGUCCUUCAUCUUAAGCGCCCUUUUCCUGACUCCGGGUUACCUUCCGAUUUCCUUCAGACUCAGGGCCCUUUAACUAUGAAGUGGAUGUGAAAAUGCAUCUAAUUAGUAGUUCAUUAUGGGAAGUACCACGGUGGUACAUAGAGACUUGAUGUACUGUAGGUUUAGCCAUUUCUAUCACUCUGCAUGCAGAGGUUGAACUUUAUCAGUGGAGACGACACAUCCAAAGAGGAGGAAGACAUUUAUGGAGAAUGUCUACUGAAGACUCAGGAAAGGACCUACGGUGCAAAUAUGCAUACCUAUUUAAACAACGAAACGCUGAUUCUUGUAGUGUGCUUUACAGCUUUUGGUUAUGUAAGCCUUGUAACAAUCAUUUAAAAGAAAAAGCUCUGUAAUUGCUUUUGUCUGAACGCUGGUCCUUUCUGAAUGUUACUUGAGCAUUUUCGAUCUGAGUAUAUCAUUUAACUUAUUGAAUAGACUUGUAGACAGUCUUCUGAAGUCUAGGCCUACACAUAAUCAAUAUUCAACUCACAGAUUGUGAGCACUCGUACAAUUGAAUAUAAUCAAUCGUAUUAACUGUUUUCUGUCAAUGCAAUAUUUUCUAUAGAGAAUAUAUAUUCUCUGGGACUGAUGUCUAAUUUUUAAUGUGAUAUUUUUGGCAAACUCAAUGAAUGAAAAGUUAAAACUUACACGCACGUUUCUCUUUAUUACUUUACCACAAAACCAGUCUAGUCUGCUGUAUGUGAAUGUGACUUCAUUAUAAAUUUCAUGGGACUAGUCUGUUAAGCAAUAUACAUAAAUUAUUCACUUUAUAGAGGUCCUUAUUAAUAAUGCAUUACUGCCUGUAUCUCUCAAUACUGUCUUGGUAUGAUUGAUUGGGAUUUGAAAGUGAAAUAACUGGUGCUUAUAAAAGGAAUUAAGCACCCAAAAGCUUUGAAGUUGACUGUUUAUAUUUAGGUAAAAUGGCACAUAUCUACUCGUUCAUAAUUUUUGUAUAUUUACAUAAGUGAUGAACAAAAUAAAAAAAUUUCUGGAGUUAAAUAUAAGAAGUAUUAUUUGCACAAUCAGAAAUGUGCAAUAUUUUGACUUUGUAGAAAUGAACACACUUAAAAUGCAAUAUGUUGUAUGUGAUACUGUGCAUCAAUGAUUAUUUUAUAAUGGCUUAAGCAUUAUAACAAAGCAAGUAAAGUAAUUAAUAUGAUACCCAAUGCAAAUUAUUUUAGGCCACACUUAAACAUGUACGGAUUUUUCUGCACCAUAUUUUUAUCUACUAAGGGAUUCAAAAUGUUAAAUAAAUUCAACGUUUUGCUCAAUCCUCAUGUUUGAUGAGGAUGAUACAGUUUUUUUCAUGAUCAGAUCAUACAAAAAGUGAUGUCAAAAUAAUGUAAUUUCACAUUGUUGCCUAUAAAGGCAGUAAAGAAGGAACCUAUCUUUAAACAAAAAUUAAAGGUAUAAUCUAAAGCUCUCAUUUCUACAUAUGGUUUUGCUUUCAAAUAACUGCAUUAAGAUGAGUGAUGUAAGUGAUUUUCUAUACAGCAUCUUAUGUUUCCAUCUUCUGCAUU
Paramisgurnus dabryanus is the source of this 3674-nucleotide messenger RNA. It is a transcript of the gene slc24a2b, whose product is annotated as solute carrier family 24 member 2. NCBI's taxonomy places the organism in Eukaryota, Metazoa, Chordata, Actinopteri, Cypriniformes, Cobitidae. The record is from RefSeq and is a predicted model, not a curated record. Gene Ontology annotation, biological process: long-term synaptic potentiation; intracellular calcium ion homeostasis; calcium ion transmembrane transport. Gene Ontology annotation, cellular component: plasma membrane. Gene Ontology annotation, molecular function: calcium, potassium:sodium antiporter activity; calcium channel activity.